UCCGCGCUUUGAACGGGGUUGCGCCCGUUUUAUGGAGUUUUUCCUCGAUUUUUUUCUUUUUCCCAUGCCCGCCGCUCCUCCUCUGCGCGGAGGGCGGGUGGCUCAGCCCUUCAGGGAUGGUUCAGGGCCAACAUGGCCGCCACCAUGAAGAAGGCGGCUGCAGAAGAUGUCAAUGUCACUUUUGAAGAUCAACAGAAAAUUAACAAGUUUGCAAGAAAUACCAGCAGGAUCACAGAGCUGAAAGAAGAAAUAGAAGUGAAAAAGAAACAGCUUCAGAAUCUGGAGGAUGCCUGUGAUGACAUCAUGCUGCUGGAUGACGCUGAUUCCCACCUGAUUCCCUACCAGAUUGGGGAUGUGUUCAUCAGUCAUUCCCUGGAGGAGACACAGGAGAUGCUGGAGGAGGCAAAGAGGAGUUUACAAGAGGAAAUUGAAGCAUUGGAAUCCCGAGUGGAGUCGAUCCAGGGGGUCUUGUCUGACCUCAAAGUUCAGCUCUAUGCAAAGUUUGGAAAUAACAUAAAUCUGGAGGCUGAGGACAGUUAAAGCUUUUCUAAACACAACACCCAACUUUUCCUUAGGUUAUUAAAUGUUUUGAUAACAGUGCUGCAAUUACAUUUGAGAAAAGAAAAUCUGUCCCUUUCUUUUUGUUGGUUUGUUUUUUUUUACUUUCCUGUAAAGUUCUGUAUAUUUAAUGAGAACUUCCUUAUUUUGGUUAUUGCAGUUAUUUAUUUAUUCAGGAAAACACAGACUUCAGAUUGGAAUAUUUGCAUUGUUUGUUAAGGCAAUAAAGCCAGGCAUGUAUUGGA
Poecile atricapillus (Black-capped chickadee) is the source of this 803-nucleotide messenger RNA. It is a transcript of the gene PFDN4, whose product is annotated as prefoldin subunit 4. Lineage: Eukaryota; Metazoa; Chordata; Aves; Passeriformes; Paridae. The coding region runs from base 133 to 540 and encodes 135 amino acids. Gene Ontology annotation, biological process: protein folding. The transcript has 4 exons. Gene Ontology annotation, cellular component: cytoplasm; prefoldin complex. The record is from RefSeq and is a predicted model, not a curated record.